AUUUAACAAAAAGAUGUCCAGUUUACCCCGUCGCAUUAUCAAGGAAACACAGCGUUUAAUGCAAGAACCCGUACCGGGUAUCAAUGCCAUUCCCGAUGAGAACAAUGCACGAUAUUUCCAUGUCAUUGUAACAGGUCCCACUGAUUCGCCCUUCGAGGGUGGCAUCUUCAAAUUGGAACUCUUUUUGCCCGAAGAUUAUCCAAUGUCGGCACCGAAAGUUAGAUUCAUUACGAAAAUCUAUCAUCCAAAUAUUGAUCGUCUGGGCCGCAUCUGUUUGGAUGUACUUAAGGAUAAAUGGAGUCCUGCCUUACAAAUUCGCACCAUAUUAUUAUCGAUUCAGGCACUGCUCAGCGCCCCAAAUCCCGAUGAUCCUUUGGCCAAUGAUGUCGCUGAAUUAUGGAAAGUCAAUGAGGCUGAGGCCAUUAAGAAUGCCCGUGAAUGGACCCAAAAGUAUGCUGUCGAAGACUGAAGUAGUAAUACCGCAAACAUGUAUAGAAACGAAACUAA
This is a messenger RNA of Musca vetustissima, 507 nucleotides long. It is a transcript of the gene ben, whose product is annotated as ubiquitin-conjugating enzyme E2 N. The transcript has a single exon. The record is from RefSeq and is a predicted model, not a curated record. NCBI's taxonomy places the organism in Eukaryota, Metazoa, Arthropoda, Insecta, Diptera, Muscidae. Bases 14 to 469 code for a protein of 151 amino acids.